AUGGCGGAGGUUCUUGGCGCGGUCGCGAGCGCUGUUCAGCUAGCUGAUGUAGCUUUGCGAUCAAGCCGUCAGGUCUAUAAUGUCUUGUCAUCCAUGAAAAAUGCUGGUGAAGACAUCGAAGCGCUACGAAGCACCCUUCAAGACGUCGAUUCCAAUAUGAGAAUCCUCCGCGUUUACGUGAUCGAGUUUGAGAGAUCUAAGAACGCGAUCGAGAAGUUUGAAGUUCUACCAGAUACCAUUACUGGGUGUUUUCGCAAGUUCUUCGACGAUAUCACUGCGCUGAAGCAGAUGCUUCCUCAUGCACUCAAACCAGGCUUUGCUGCUAAAGCAAAGUGGGUCUUCGAUAAGAACAAGAUGAAAGAAGUUUUGGCAAGACUGAAUGAUCGCAAGACAAGUCUGAACACAGCGUUGGUUGUGAUGGGCCUUAAAGAUAACCUCGACCUACGCCAGAAAUCCGCUGAAGUUGCUCAAAAUCAAAGCCUAUCCUACGCCAUGAUCAUGGAUCAGUUCACUACUCUUAACGCUAGCCUCCGGACGCGAGAGCGAAUUGAUGAUCGAUUGUUCGAAAUCCAAAGGAUGGCUAAUGACAAACGGUCCCAGCAGCAGGACGCCGCGAUCGAUAAAAUAUCCGAAAGAUGCCAUUCAAUCCAGGCAAAGCUUUCACAGAACCUAAACGCUUCUCUCAAAUCUUCUGUGACCAUCCAAUCUAGUCUCGAAAUGGUCUACAGCUCUUCUGUGCCAAGAUUAGAGUCAGCAACGGCGGCGCUACGCGCUCAGUUGUUAUCUGACUUCAGGACGAUGCUUGGCCAUAUAUCGAUUAAGUCAGAAACGCAAUUUGAUCUUGUCUGGGGAUGCCUGGAGAAGGUUGCCGAGCAGAUUAGUCGCGAUUAUGAUCAACAUCCUCCAGAAAAACAUCAUGACCACCGAAUAAGGGCCGAGUCACAUAAAAGUCGUUCUUGUCUAGAUCAAAACCUCGUUUUGAAUUGCCACAAUGAGCGAGCUAUCGACUCCGAAAUAAACGGAUAUGGAUCCAAACUGCCACCAUCCGGUCGCCGUCCUUUGUGUAAUUCACAAUGUACAUGGCCAACUUAUCACCACUUUUGGGCUGGUAAGGGAAGGUUAGGCUAUCUGCAGAUCGAAAUCGAGGCCGCUGGCGGGCCUACCCAGGGCUCAUAUAGGGGUUCCACGACCCUCACAAUUAGCCUUCAUUUCCGUCCGCGCCAGAACCUGAUCCCUUUACGUGGGCUCUCAUUGUUCUGGACUACAGCACCGGACCAUCAAGGGUUUUAUCAGAUUUGCCCGAGCAUCGCGACAUUUCCAGUCAUUCCGGAUGAUCACGGGGCCUUGCUCUGCAUACGUGAUGGCGACCUUCCUCGAUUUCGACGUUUACUAGUGGCCGGCGAGAUACAUUUGAGAAGCCAGGAUUUGCUUGGUCGGACUUUGUUACAUUCAAUAGCUAAACAAGAGCAGUUUGCUGCUGCAUAUGGAAGACUUGACAUAUGCAAAUUUCUGAACUCCUGCGGUCUUUCUUGGGAUCAACAGAAUCAGUAAGUACUUCAAUUAUGCAGGCUAAAAUAAAUAAGGAUGUUUAACUACACAAAGCGACGGUCGAAUGCCGAUGCACCUCGCUCUAAUUUGUCUUUUCUCGAAUUAUCGAGCAAAAAGAAUUACAGACUACGUCACCUUACUAAAAUCAUUCCAAAUGUUUGGUGUUUCCAUCGACGAUCUAUCUCGAAAGCUCCCUAUCAUCACUCGUGGCCACUUUCUUACUUGUGAUGACGCGGAAUCGUAGAAUGAUAUUAUAGACUACAUUCUCCAAAACUCUGAGAAUGCAUGGCAGAAUUAUCUUAGCUGGUUGUUUGGAUGGACAGUGUCAACU
Molecule: messenger RNA, 1879 nt
Organism: Cucurbitaria berberidis CBS 394.84
Lineage: Eukaryota; Fungi; Ascomycota; Dothideomycetes; Pleosporales; Cucurbitariaceae
Exons: 4
Coding region: 1-1551 (516 amino acids)
Source: RefSeq, a predicted model, not a curated record